Messenger RNA from Entamoeba histolytica HM-1:IMSS, 243 nucleotides. RefSeq lists its product as uncharacterized. The transcript has a single exon. The coding region runs from base 1 to 243 and encodes 80 amino acids. The record is from RefSeq and is a predicted model, not a curated record. Lineage: Eukaryota; Evosea; Mastigamoebida; Endamoebidae.
AUGAUGAAUGAAAUUCAAGGAGCAAGAAAUCGACUCCAACAAUAUGAUUCACAUAACAAAAUGAUUAUUAUAAUUGAAACGAAUUAUGGAGAUAUCUAUAGUGUAUUUGGAAAGGAAGAUCUUAUUAAUGUAGUGGCAAUUGAAACAUUCUUUAGAGUUAAAAAUACAAAUGAAAUGAUUAAUAUAUUCCAUAUGAUAAAAGAGAUAAUGAUACAAAUUGUUCGAUUGAUGGCUCUUUACUAA